Messenger RNA from Aspergillus pseudoviridinutans, 531 nucleotides. RefSeq lists its product as uncharacterized. The coding region runs from base 1 to 531 and encodes 176 amino acids. Lineage: Eukaryota; Fungi; Ascomycota; Eurotiomycetes; Eurotiales; Aspergillaceae. The record is from RefSeq and is a predicted model, not a curated record. The transcript has a single exon.
AUGCAUCUCACCAACACCAUUGUCACAGCCCUCCUUCUCGCAUCCUCGGCCCUGGCCCAAAGUCAAAGCAAAUGCGUUACCACCUGCGAGACAUCUCACCGCGGAGUCUCAGCAUGCAAUGGUGAUGAAACGGGCCAGGCACUUGACGACUGCACCUGCGCAUCGUUCCAGGGCCCGUCCGAUCCCAUGCUUGCCUGCAUUAAAACAUGUCCUGCAGCUGAUGUCGCCGCAUUCGCCUCUGGCAUUCCAGCUGAAUGUCGCAGCAAACUGUUUCCUAACGUCAGCGUCGCGUCUGGCAGUGGCAGUAGCACGGCCAGUCAAACACAAACGAAGAGCUCAUCCUCUGCUACCACUACCGGUUCGUCUACUGGCUCCAUGACCACUAGUGCUACGGCCACUGGGACUACGACUCAGACGACUACUUCUACUACUGCGACUGCCUCCUCGUCUACAAAGACUGGGGAUGCUGCUGUGAAUCAACCGGCCGGAAUGGUUAUGGCUAUUGGUGUGCUGGCGGCAUUUGCGAUUUGA